AUGGCGAGGGAGGCACAGGUACUAGCAGCACCCACAGGGGAGAAAUGGGGCGCCGACUCCAUCGUACCACGUCCCCCACUGGUACCUCACACCAACCAGGCGCCGACUCCAUCGUACCACGUUCCCCCACUGGUACCUCACACCAACCAGGCGCCGACUCCAUCGUACCACGUUCCCCCACUGGUACCUCACACCAACCAGGCGCCGACUCCAUCGUACCACGUUCCCCCACUGGUACCUCACGCCAACCAGGCGCCGACUCUAUCGCACCAAUGCCCCCACUGGUACCUCACGCCAACCAGGCGCCGACUUCAUCGCACCACGCCCCCACUGGUACCUCACGCCAACCAGGCGCCGACUCUAUCGUACCACGUCCCCCACUGGUACCUCACACGAACCAGGCGCCGACUCCAUCGCACCACGCCCCCACUGGUACCUCACACUAACCAGGCGCCGAUUCCAUCGCAUCACGCCCCACUGGUACCUCACACCAACCAGGCACCGACUCCAUCGUACCACGUUCCCCCACUGGUACCUCACACGAACCAGGCGCCGACUCCAUCGUACCACGUCCCCCCACUGGUACCUCACACGAACCAGGCGCCGACUCCAUCGUACCACGUCCCCCCACUGGUACCUCACACCAACCAGGCGCCGACUCCAUCGUACCACGUUCCCCCACUGGUACCUCACACCAACCAGGCGCCGACUCAAUCGAACCACGUACCCCCACUGGUACCUCACGCCAACCAGGCGCCGACUCUAUCGUACCACGUCCCCCACUGGUACCUCACACCAACCAGGCGCCGACUCCAUCGUACCACGUCCCCCACAGGGACCUCACACCAACCAGGCGCCGACUCCAUCGCACUAAUGCCCCCACUGGUACCUCACACCACCCAGGCCCCGACUCCAUCGUACCACGUCCCCCACUGGUACCUCCCGCGAACCAGGCGCCGAUUCCAUCGUACCAAUGCCCCACUGGUACCUCACGCCAACCAGGCGCCGACUCAUCGUACCACGUCCCCCACUGGCGCCGACUCCAUCGCACCACGCCCCACUGGUACCUCACACCAACCAGGCACCGACUCCAUCGCACCACGCCCCACUGGUACCUCACACGAACCAGGCGCCGACUCCAUCGCUCACGCCCCCACUGGUACCUCACCCGAACCACGCGCCGACUCCAUCGUCCCACGUCCCCCACUGGGACCUCACCCCCACCACGCCCCGCCCCCAACGUACCACGGUCCCCCACUGGUACCUCACACGAACCAGGCGCCGACUCCAUCGUACCACGUCCCCCCACUGGUACCUCACACCAACCAGGCGCCGACUCCAUCGUACCACGUCCCCCACUGGUACCUCACGCCAACCAGGCGCCGACUCCAUCGUACCACGUCCCCCACUGGUACCUCACACCAACCAGGCGCCGACUCCAUCGUACCAUGUCCCCCACUGGUACCUCACACCAACCAGGCGCCGACUCCAUCGUACCACGUCCCCCCACUGGUACCUCACACCAACCAGGCGCCGACUCCAUCGCACCAAUGCCCCACUGGUACCUCACACCAACCAGGCGCCGACUCCAUCGUACCACGUUCCCCCACUGGUACCUCACACCAACCAGGCGCCGACUCCAUCGUACCACGUUCCCCCACUGGUACCUCACGCCAACCAGGCGCCGACUCCAUCGUACCACGUCCCCCACUGGUACCUCACACCAACCAGGCGCCGACUCCAUCGUACCACGUCCCCCACUGGUACCUCACACCAACCAGGCGCCGACUCCAUCGUACCCCACUGGUACCUCACGCCAACCAGGCGCCGACUCCAUCGUACCACGUUCCCCCACUGGUACCUCACGCCAACCAGGCGCCGACUCUAUCGUACCACGUCCCCCACUGGUACCUCACACCAACCAGGCGCCGACUCUAUCGUACCACGUCCCCCACUGGUACCUCACACGAACCAGGCGCCGACUCCAUCGUACCACGUCCCCCACUGGUACCUCACACUAACCAGGCGCCGAUUCCAUCGUACCACGUCCCCCACUGGUACCUCACACCAACCAGGCACCGACUCCAUCGUACCACGUUCCCCCACUGGUACCUCACACGAACCAGGCGCCGACUCCAUCGUACCACGUCCCCCCACUGGUACCUCACGAACCAGGCGCCGAUUCCAUCGUACCACGCCCCACUGGUACCUCACACCAACCAGGCGCCGACUCCAUCGUACCACGUUCCCCCACUGGUACCUCACACGAACCAGGCGCCGACUCCAUCGUACCACGUCCCCCCACUGGUACCUCACACCAACCAGGCGCCGACUCCAUCGUACCACGUCCCCCACUGGUACCUCACGCCAACCAGGCGCCGACUCCAUCGUACCACGUCCCCCACUGGUACCUCACGCCAACCAGGCGCCGACUCCAUCGUACCAUGUCCCCCACUGGUACCUCACACCAACCAGGCGCCGACUCCAUCGUACCACGUCCCCCACUGGUACCUCACACCAACCAGGCGCCGACUCCAUCGUACCACGUCCCCCACUGGUACCUCACGCCAACCAGGCGCCGAUUCCAUCGCACCAAUGCCCCCACUGGUACCUCACGCCAACCAGGCGCCGACUCUAUCGUACCACGUCCCCCACUGGUACCUCACACUAACCAGGCGCCGACUCCAUCGUACCACGUCCCCCACUGGUACCUCACACUAA
This is a messenger RNA of Mauremys reevesii (Reeves's turtle), 2721 nucleotides long. RefSeq names its product proline-rich extensin-like protein EPR1. Lineage: Eukaryota; Metazoa; Chordata; Testudines; Geoemydidae. The record is from RefSeq and is a predicted model, not a curated record. The transcript has 3 exons. Bases 1 to 2721 code for a protein of 906 amino acids.